CCAGCGCAAGGUUUCAGCUGCAUCACGUCGGUCUGGUCAUACAUACUCCGGCGUGUGGUAUCUACGUUUGUAUCAGGGAUUGUGACAUGGCUGAUGAGGGAUAUGUAGUACGCAUCAGGGGGCUCCCUUGGUCCUGCUCAGUGGAUGAAGUACAGAGGUUUUUCUCCGAGUGCAAAAUCAUCACCAAUGGAGGCGGCAUUCACUUCACCUACACAAGAGAGGGGCGUCCCAGCGGAGAGGCAUUCGUCGAAAUGGAGACCGAGGAAGAUCUGAAGAUUGCAGUGAAGAAGGACCGAGAAACUAUGGGUCACAGAUAUGUCGAGGUUUUUAAAUCCAACAAUGUCGAGAUGGACUGGGUCAUGAAGCACACCGGUCCAAACUGUCCAGAAACGGCAGGAGAUGGGCUCGUCCGGCUCCGAGGUCUUCCUUUUGGCUGCAGCAAGGAGGAGAUAGUACAGUUUUUCUCAGGGUUGGAAAUCGUGCCAAAUGGGAUAACAUUGCCGGUGGACAUCCAGGGGAGGAGUACGGGGGAGGCCUUCGUGCAGUUUGCUUCACAGGAUAUAGCUGAAAAGGCUCUAAAGAAACACAAGGAAAGAAUAGGGCACAGGUACAUUGAGAUCUUCAAGAGUAGCCGUGCUGAGGUGCGGACCCAUUACGAACCCCAGCGGAAGCCCAUGGGCAUGCAGAGACCCGGCCCCUAUGACCGGCCCUCGGGUGGUCGCGGCUACAACAUGAUGAGCCGAGGGGGAUCCUACGACAGAAUGCGUCGCGGAGGCUACGGAGGAGGAGGUGUAUCGGAUGGACGAUAUGGUGAUGGCGGCGGCGGUGGCAGCGGCUCUUCCUUCCAGAGCACAACAGGCCACUGUGUCCAUAUGAGGGGCCUGCCCUACAGAGCCACAGAGACGGACAUCUACAAUUUCUUCUCGCCAUUGAAUCCGGUGCGGGUCCAUAUUGAGAUCGGCCCAGACGGCAGGGUAACCGGGGAGGCAGAUGUAGAGUUUGCGACACACGAAGAUGCCGUGGCCGCCAUGUCCAAAGACAAAGCUAACAUGCAGCACCGCUACGUGGAGCUGUUCUUGAACUCAACAGCAGGCGGAAGUAACGGAGCCUACAGCAGCCAGAUGAUGGGUGGCAUGGGGAACCAGUCGUCUUACAGCGGUGGCCAGCUGAGCUCAGGGUACUCUGGUGGAUACAGCAGCCAGGGCAAUAUGGGCGGCUACAGUGAUUACAGUAACCAGGGCGGAAUGGGAAGCAGUUACUAUGGCGGCGGAGGAGGAAGCAGAGGCUCUAUGAACGGACUGAGCGGGGGAUGGGGAAUGUAGAUUGUUUUCCUUAAUUUGAUGUUUUUUUUAAACUCAGCAUUUUGCUGGAAGGACUGGAAAUGCAAGUCUCACCUAGUAAACAUAGGGUAGGGUCAGGUGAUGAAAACAUUGAGGGGGUAGGGUUUGUAUUUUUUUUAAGUGGAUGAUCUUCAGAGAGAAGUGAGAUCAUCCGGUGUCACUAAGUGUCAGAAGCGCUGUUUGUCUUCCCCUUUGCUCACAGAUUUAAAUGUUCAUUACAAGGAAGUGUGCUGUUUGUGUGUUAUUGUUCUCCAUAAAGCUGUCUGUCCCCCGAGGUUAACUCAUCCUGUGCUGGUGGCGUUAACACUAGUUUCAAUGUCUGAGUGCAUGAACAAAACAAGAAAUCAGAGCGUCUGGUAUCUUCUGAUGUUUAGACCUUGUUCCACCUCUACAGAGUGUUAAGACGUUAAUCAGGUUUGUCGAGGGCGAAUGAAUUUCAAAUCCGCUGACGUGAAGGUUUCUACUGCUUCAAAUGCUAUUUGUAUUUCCUGUGCACAAAGUGAAUAAACUAGUCUGGAAUAUCUAAUUGAAA
Molecule: messenger RNA, 1872 nt
Organism: Anarrhichthys ocellatus (wolf-eel)
Lineage: Eukaryota; Metazoa; Chordata; Actinopteri; Perciformes; Anarhichadidae
Gene: hnrnph1
Product: heterogeneous nuclear ribonucleoprotein H1
Exons: 11
Coding region: 87-1322 (411 amino acids)
Molecular function (GO): RNA binding
Source: RefSeq, a predicted model, not a curated record